AAGGGCGGGUGCGUGGCUCCGCGCGCAGGAGUGGCGUCACGCCAGCCUCGGCGAUUGUCACUUAUUUAUAAAACAGUUCGCCUGGGGGGGCGGACGCUGCCGCAGAGCGGGGUAAACCGCCAUCAUGGCCGAGAAAAAAGAUCUCGAGGCGGGUGAUCCGGAGCUAGAAUGCGUGAGGAAACCGAUGAAGCUACCGGAGCUGCCGAAACCUCUGACCUUCGAGGAAAAGAAGUACCUCCUCGCGGUAGAGAGGGGGGAUAUGGGAAAUGUCAAAAGGAUUCUCCAAAAAGCUCAUCGGAAGAAACACAUAGAAAUCAACUGCGUCGACUCAUUGGGUCGCGGUGCCUUGACCCUGGCCAUUGAUGGUGAGAACCUCGAGAUGGUAGAAUUGUUGGUAAUCAUGGGCGUUGACACCAAAGACGCUCUGCUCCAGGCCAUUAACGCAGAGUUUGUUGAAGCCGUGGAAUUGUUACUUGAACACGAAGAACUAAUUCACAAAGAAGGCGAGCCUUACAGCUGGCAGAAAGUGGAUCCAAAUACAGCAAUGUUUACUCCUGACAUCACACCAUUGAUGCUGGCAGCCCACAAAAACAACUACGAGAUCAUCAAGAUCCUGCUGGACCGUGGGGCUACUUUACCAAACCCCCACGAUAUUAGGUGUCCCUGCGAGGAGUGCAUUCGUGAAUCUACAGAAGAUUCCCUCCGUCACUCGCUGGCUCGACUCAACGAGUACAGGGCUUUGGCCUCGCCCUCGCUGAUCGCUCUGUCGUCCACUGACCCGAUCCUGACUGCUUUUCAACUCUCCUGGGAACUCAGAAAUUUGGCGUUUGCUGAACAGGAAAGUAAAGCAGAAUAUCUUGAGCUCCGCCGCCAAGCGCAGCUCUUUGCGGUGGAUCUGUUGGACCAGUCCCGAAGCUCGCAAGAGCUCGCCAUCAUCCUGAACCAUGACCCCGAUGAACCGGCCUUUGUCGACGGAGACCACAUGAAACUGGCUAGGCUUGAGUUGGCUAUCGAUUUUAAGCAGAAAAAGUUCGUAGCCCAUCCCAACAUUCAACAACUGCUAGCAUCGAUCUGGUACGAAGGUGUCCCUGGGUUCCGUCGCAAGACCACCAUGGAGAAGAUCAUGAUCAUCUGCCGCGUCGCCCUGCUCUUCCCGUUCUACUGCACCCUGUACAUGAUAGCUCCGAACUGCGCCACUGGAAAACUGAUGAGGAAACCGUUCAUGAAGUUCUUGAUACACGCUUCGAGUUAUUUGUUUUUCUUGUUGAUUUUGAUAUUGGUAUCACAAAGAGCGGAGGUUCAAGCGAUACAGCUCUUUGGCCCUGAAUGGAUGGUUAAAGAGCUAGAGAAAGAACUACUUAAGCAGAGAGGCAACGGCCCCACUUACUUGGAGUUGGUCGUCGUUGUUUACGUGUUAGGGUUUAUCUGGGAGGAAACUCAAGAGAUUUACAUAGAAGGCAUCCGUUCUUACCUCCGGAAUAUGUGGAACUUCAUUGACUUCACCAGGAACUCGCUUUAUGUUGCUGUUGCGGUGUUACGAUUCGCUGCUUACAUCCAGCAGACCUCAGAGAUCAGGCGGGACCAACAGACGAAGUUCAUACCCAGGGAAAGUUGGGAUGCCUUCGAUCCUCAAUUGAUCGCUGAGGGAUUGUUUGCUGCUGCUAAUAUAUUUAGUGCCUUAAAGUUGGUGCACUUAUUCUCCAUCAACCCUCAUCUGGGACCGCUGCAGAUCUCGCUCGGCCGCAUGGUCAUCGACAUCGUCAAGUUCUUCUUCAUCUACAGCUUGGUACUCUUCGCCUUUGCUUGCGGUCUAAAUCAACUACUCUGGUAUUUCGCGGAUCUGGAGAAAAGGAAAUGCUAUGUAUUACCCGGUGGUCUACCGGACUGGGAUAAUGCUGGUGAUUCCUGUAUGAAAUGGAGGAGUUUCGGAAACGUGUUCGAAGCAUCGCAGUCCCUUUUCUGGGCCUCCUUUGGCAUGGUUGGUUUGGAGAACUUUGAAUUGGCCGGCAUCAAGAGUUACACCCGGUUCUGGGGCCUGCUCAUGUUUGGCUCAUACUCGGUGAUAAACGUCAUCGUAUUACUGAAUCUCCUCAUCGCUAUGAUGUCCAACUCCUAUGCCAUGAUUGAUGAACAUUCGGACGUUGAAUGGAAAUUCGCCCGAACACGCCUAUGGAUGAGCUACUUUGAAGAGAGCGCUACCUUGCCUCCCCCAUUCAAUAUUAUGCCGACUCCAAAACUGCUCCUUAAGAUGCUCGGGUUAAGGAAGAAGGAUAAGUUAAGGAAGAUGAAGCUCAAGGAACAGAAAGAGAAAGAACACGAUGUACGUUACACAGCUGUUAUGCGAGCCCUUGUAUGGCGCUAUGUAUCAGCCAUGCACAGAAAGAUGGAUGAUGAACCGGUGACAGAAGAUGACGUCAACGAGCUGAAGGGAGAUGUCUCCGCACUAAGAUACGAGCUGCUUGAAGUCUUCGAGAGGAAUGGCAUGGAUGUGUCGUUCACUGAUAAGAAGGAGAAGACUGUGCUCGGUAGCAAACAGAAAGUGUGGGAGAGGCGUCUAAUGAAGGACUUCCAUAUUGCCGUUGCCGGACUCGAAGAAGACAAACCCGCCAAUGAGGAUGGUCUAUCACGUUUCAGGCGUAUAGCCAAGAUGGCAAUUGCUAACACCACGAACGCUAAAUGGAACGAAACGCUUGUCCGUUCUGGGGUCGCGACGCAGAUUGGUCGUUGCCGCAGUCGUGAGUCGUUCAAAAACCAACAGAACCUGCAACGAGCCAUGGAGGAGGCCAGGAAGUUAGUCAUGCGGUCGCCACUGCCUGGCAGUUCUCGAGCCGCAUCACCUAUCGAAAUGCCGGUGACUCCUGGACACACACUACUGAACCUGAUCAAGGACAUCUCUACUGAAGUCGGAGAGCCUGUGGACAUCUCAGUGACUCCUGGUGUAAUGUCGCCCGCAAAGCCGCCAUUGGUAGAGGGAGUUGCUGGACUGGCUACUAGCGCGUUGCUGUCCGCGGCAUCAGCAGUGCCGAUCAGGCCGAUAUCACCAAAACCGAGGUCGCCUAGCCCAGCACCGCCAAAGCCAGCUUCUAAGGCUGGAACACCACUGCCGCCAUCUCGCGGAGCCAGCCCAGUUCCAAAGCCUAGCAGCCCCGUCGGCGAUGGGACAACUUCACCACAACCAGAACCAAGCCCGUUGAAAGCGAAACGUGUGCCAGGUGAAUCUCCACCAAAGGUUAUCAAGAGGAAGGCGCCAGGUCCCGCCACUCAGGCUGACGAUCAGGCUAAAGAUGCUGCACCUGAAGGUGAUAAGGAUGGCAAGCCAUCUGAAGAUAUUGCUGUAGCAAGACCAGUGGCUCCAGAGAUCAAACCAUCUGAAGGAGCCAUACCACCUCCUCCUGCACCCGUCAAGCCUAAGGCUCCAGUAGCGCCUAGCAUGGAGGUGACGCCGAGCACUCCGCCCGGUCACGCGCCGAAGACCGCUCCCACACCGCCCCCGCCCGCUCCCCCCGCUGCUGCUAAGCCCCCCUCACCGCCCAAGGCAGCCAGUCCCAAACCAGCUAGUCCUAAAGCUGAAGCUCCUCAGCCUUCAACUUCUGCAGCGCCUCGUCCUCCUACACCCUCGUCGCCUCCAAACCGCCUCACGUCCACGUCGAGCACGGAGCAACUGAUCCCGCCAUCGUCGCCUGAACCUCUCCGUCCGAUCAAGAAGAUAGACGAAGUCAAGACCAUUAAGAGGCAGCCUAAAACAGGCUGGCUUUAAACACAUUACCUGCAUGGUUUGAUUCCCUAGGUUAGCUUUAGUGAAUUUAUAUUUUUCUACCUGGCAUAUUCCUGUUGGCGCCAGAUAUGUUUUCCGGAUAAUUUUUUCAAAUUUGCAACUUUUUAUGAUAUUGUGAAGAAAUUAUCAAGUCUAUAAUAUUAUAAUUUUAUUUUGCGAUGGCAUAAAUAUUAAUUUCACAUUUAUAUAUAUUUCUUGUGCGUUUAA
This is a messenger RNA of Manduca sexta (tobacco hornworm), 3982 nucleotides long. RefSeq names its product transient-receptor-potential-like protein (gene trpl). Lineage: Eukaryota; Metazoa; Arthropoda; Insecta; Lepidoptera; Sphingidae. Gene Ontology annotation, cellular component: membrane; cation channel complex. Bases 125 to 3757 code for a protein of 1210 amino acids. The transcript has 24 exons. Gene Ontology annotation, biological process: calcium ion transmembrane transport; manganese ion transport; regulation of cytosolic calcium ion concentration. The record is from RefSeq and is a predicted model, not a curated record. Gene Ontology annotation, molecular function: protein binding; inositol 1,4,5 trisphosphate binding; store-operated calcium channel activity.